Molecule: messenger RNA, 4618 nt
Organism: Drosophila ficusphila
Lineage: Eukaryota; Metazoa; Arthropoda; Insecta; Diptera; Drosophilidae
Exons: 3
Coding region: 348-4307 (1319 amino acids)
Source: RefSeq, a predicted model, not a curated record
CUCAAUGAAAAUGGUCUGCAAGCCGCGCAUGCGCUUGAGCCCAGAAACCGAAGAACCGAGCCAAAACCGAAACCGAAACCGUUACAGAAGCCAAGCGCCAGUCGCAGUCGCAGUCGCGUGUUCGCGUUUUGCUUCGAUUUAAUUUCGGUUGUUAUCUCUCUCUCUCUCUCUCUCUCUGUCUGUUUUUUUUUUAACUGUGUGCUGUGUGUGCAUUGAAAGUUUGACGCCUCUAAGAGUUGUGAAAAAGCGACUUAAAUCGAUUUAAAAUUUGGAUUUUCGAGUGCGCCGGCGAACGUAAGCGUUCGAAAAUUGAAAAUUCUGCAGUCUUAAGCUGCCCCACCACCAGGAUGCAUCGUGUGUGCCUGGCGCUGAUCGCCCUCCUUCAGCUGGGGGGCGUGGCGCGGGCCUUGCCCACCAUUCAGGGCGGCACUGCGAGGCAGCAGCUGGACAAGAGCUUCUUCCAGCCGCCGGAGAUCGAGCAGACGAUCGACGAAGUGCAGAAGAUCCUGGCCAACGAUCCGGCCUUGCCUAGGCUAACGCGUGGCGAGAUCGAGGAGCUGUACGAGAAGGUGACCCGCGAGGAGUACGAGAAGAGUCUGGAGGCGGGCGAUAUGAGCCGGGCGGACAGCAUGCGCGCCCUCAUGCUCGUCCUGCCCUUCAACACGGACAACAACACGGAGGAGAACCUCCAGGAGCUGUACACGCGGCCGCCGGUGACCCGCGUCAUCGAUGCCUACACUCCGCCGGAUCCCGUCAAGUUCCUCACCGCGGAUCCCAGUGCUCUGCCGCGGAGCACGGUGCCGGGCGGCAAUCCUGCAGUGGCGGCCACCACCUACAAGCCAGCCUUCGGCCUGCUUCCGCUUCCCCACCCAAAUCCCCUGCAGCAGCAGCAGCAGCAGUUCAGGCCCAUGCCGCAGGCCACAACCUAUCAUCCGCCAGCUCCGCCGCCGGUGGUUUACCAGGACUUCAAGCCGGUGACGGCAGAAUCAGCUCCAGCUGCAGCUCCACCUCCAGCUAAUCCCGCCGCUGCACCUCCAGCAGCUCGGUUCAGCUCGCAUUACAGUGCCAAGAACGCGCAGUUCCUGAGGAAGCCAAAGCCGCCCACCAGCACGGUUAAGCCGGUGGCCGACAUCCUCGAGAGCCUGGGCAUCGUGUCGGGCGGGAAGAGCGACUCCGCCCACAAGCGGUACGCCCUGGACGACUACUACCCGGCGGAGAGUGCGCCGCAGCCGUCGGUGGUGGCGGUGGCCGACCUGCGGGGCCUCCAGGGAGCCCGCAUCCGCCCGGAGGCCUACUCCAACUUCAAGCCCCUGAACAUUGGCGAGGAGCUGCGGGUGAAGCCGGAGGUCGAGGGCUACCUCACCCGGUUCGGCAUAGUGAAGAAGGCACCCAAGGCGCUCAAGAAGGAGGGAGGACUGGCCAAGCCCACGGAGGAGCCCGCCGGUGCCCACACGGAGUUGUCCACGGCGACGGCAAGGUUGCCAGGUGCCCAGGGAAACGCGGAGUUGGCCAAGCUGCUGGAGAACCUGCAGGAGUUGGAGCGACUGCAGUCGCAACCGAGGAGAAAACCUUCGCCGAGCAGCACAACCAGCACCACUAGCACCACGACGAGCACCACCACCAGCACCACUACGACCACGCCGGCUCCACUGCCACUUAUCACGCACGGAGAACCCCUGCUGAUCGAGGCCAAGAAGCCUCGCCGGCGAAUCGAUCCGAACAUCGACCUCAACUUCGCCAAUGCGGGCAACCACCAGACGACGACCACCACCACCAACUCCGAUGAGUUGUCCAAGCUGCUGCAGAACCUCCAGGAGCUGGAGAAGCUCAAGAUCAAUCCGGAGAACGUCAUCAAGGCGGCCGGUCCGGGCGUCCAGUCCCUGAGCAGCCGAUUCACCACUAGCAGCACCACCAGCACCACUACGAGCACCACCACCACUCCAUCGCCAGUGCAAAAGGAGGCGCGCGAACUGCAGCGGAUCCUCAAGCAGCUGCAGCAGUUGGAGCAGUCCAGCAGGACGACGACGAGCACCACCAGCACCACCGCGAAGCCCUCGAGGAAUCAGGGAUUGGGACUGGGCCUCGGAUUGGGUCAGGGCAACUCACUAGGGGCAGCCGAUCUCCUCCAGCUGCAACGCCUCUUGAGCGACGAUCGUGAGCUGGAGAAGCUGUACGAGCAGGCCAGGAACGGCAAGAAGAAGCAGCAACCGAAAACGACCACCAGCUCCACUUCGACCAGCACUUCAACGACGACGAGCACGACGACAACCACGCCCAGACCAACGCCAUCGGUGGAUCACGCUCAGUUCGAGGCUCUGAUCACCCGAGUCCAGCAGUUGGAGCAGCUGCAGCAGCCCACGACGCCGCCCAACUUCCUUACCAGGAACGUAGCUGUGGGCUCCAGGGCGCCGGGCUACAGCCUGCCCAGCAACGACUUUGCCCACUUGCAGGGCCUCUCGCCCACCGCCACGCCCUUCGCCGCUUCGGGCGGGGGAGCCGUGGAGAUCUCGACGGCGGCCACCACCAGCAAGCAGCGACCGCUGAACCACUUCGAGCGGAGCAACGGACUGGUCCAGGAGGAGGUGCACCCGCAGGACUACGUGCAGCUGCAGAAGCUGCUGAGCAAGGUGCAGGAGCUGGAACGGGUGCAGCUGCAAACGGAUCACGUGACCCGCUCCCAACUGGUCACCGCCGCCUCGGUGCGCAGUCCCCAUGUGAAGACCCUCAACGGGGCCCACAUCGUCUACGCCCAGCCGGCCAAGGAGCAGGAUUUAGAGCCGGAGCCGGAGCUCAAGCUGGAUCUGCCGGUUUACCAGAAGCCCUUGGCCACCUUGGCACCGCAACCCGCGCAAUCCUCCAGCGAGGAGCUGCGGGAACUGGCCAUGAGCCAGCCCGCCCAUCCAGCGCAGCACGGAUCCUCACCGGACUUCGGUCAGUUCCAGCAGUUCCAGCAGUUCUUCGGAAGUCUGGAGGACACCGGCGAACGGCAGAGCUACCAGCACAUGCAGCCCAUCUACAAGACGGUGCAGACCCAGCCGCCGACCACGCCGGCCGCCCCUCGAUUUGUGCCCGCCAGGAGGCCGCCUGCCACGCCCACCACACCCAGUUCGUCGGGUCCCAGGAAGGCGGAUCUCGAGGAGCUGCAGAAGCUGCUGUACAACACCCAGCAACUGCAGAAACUGGGCGUGGCCCUGCCGCACGAACUGUCGCAGCAGUUGGAGAGCCAGCUGCAGGCCACCUCAACCUCCACGUCCUCCACUUCGACCACCACCAGCACCACCACCCAGGCCCCUGUCCAGGUGCACGACACCUCCUCGCCGGCGGUCUUCUCGCUCACCACCAGCCGACCCAGGGUGCGGCCCAUCGCCUCGGAGAGCAAGCCCACCACGGAGAGCAGUGUGCAGCUGCCCGUCUUCAGUGCCACGAAGAUCAUCGAGGCGGCCAUCAAGCGGGCGGCCAAUCGGAUUGGCGUGAGCACCGAACUGGCGCCCAAGCAAGGGCUGCCCGUCGGAGUGGUCAGGGGACUGGGGGGCAGUGGAUUCCGUCGGCGCAGCGACGAGGGCGAGGCAGAGGACAUGGACGAAGGCGAAGCGCGGGAGGGUGAGCUGGAUGGAGAUCUCAUGGCGGAGUUUAGCGAGCUAAACUACCAGCUGGCCAAGCCGGAGCCAGAGUCGGAGUCGGAGAUGUCCAAGAAUAAGAGGGAAGACUCCAACAGCAACCUCAGUGAGCUGCAGCGCCUGAUCAGCAAUCUGCAGGAGCUGCAGCAGCUCAACGUGAGUCUGGAUAAGGUGGCUACACCGCAGUCCAUUCAGCAGAGUACCAACCCAGAUGUGGCCUACCUGCAGUCCCUGCAGAAUGGCCAGGAAGAAACCCUGAAAGCGAGACGCCAGAGCGAGGGAAAUGCCACCACCACCACCACAGAGGGAAGCAAGAAGGAUAACGAGGAGGAGGAAGCACCUUCAACCACCCAAUCCCCUACCAAAAUCAGCCUGAGUCUAGGCUUGGACGACCCCGAUGGCGACCUCAAGGGAGCAGCCGAGGAGGGAGAGGAGGGUUCAAGUAGCACGAGUACCACCAGCACAACCACAGAGGAAUCCCGGAACGGCUCCUUGGACGACCUAGCCGACUCCUUCGGACCAGAUCCCGUCAGCGAGGAGCCACCGCCGCCGAAGAAGAAGAACGGCUUCUACUUCCUGGCCGACUGGAACUCGUUCCUCGAAGUGGGCGCCGGCGAUGACCAGGUGGUGGUGCGACUGAGCCCCAAGAUCGGCGAUCCGCGCCUCUUCCUGCCCGUGAAGAUUCCCUAGUAGGCGGUAUCCUAUCGUUGGGCCGGGUUAGCUGUAAAUAUGUUUCACCCCUACCUCCUUCUGCUCUUCCAGCCCCUUUUUAUCGUGUUGUGUGUGUAUUUAUUGUAGUCACUGUCAGUCCUCCCAAUCUGUUUCCCCUCGAAUAAGGAAUAAGGAAUAAGCAAUUCCGCAUUCGGGAUCCUCGAUCCGGAACUCCGUAGUUGUAAGUCGGGCCUAGGCUGUAAGAGUCAAUCACCCAGAUCAUGGUCAAGCUAUAGGCUCUGGUGAACGCUAUAUCCAUGAAAUAAAGAUACGUCGAUGUAGUCAAGAGA